GAGCACGGCAUCCAUCCCUCUGCUCCCCCAGAGCCUGGGCCUACCUUGCUUCAGUCUACCAGGCCAGUGAUGAGCUCACGGCUGAGCCAGAUAAGGGCUGAUCAGAGCUAAGGCCUUGGUGGGGCGCCCCCUUCCGCCUCCCCAGGCCCGGGCCGAAGAGUCCUGCCAGGCCACGGCCAUGGAGGCCAUCUGGCUGUACCAGUUCCGGCUCAUUGUCAUCGGCGACUCCACGGUGGGCAAGUCCUGCCUGAUCCGCCGCUUCACCGAGGGCCGCUUUGCUCAGGUUUCAGACCCCACCGUGGGGGUAGAUUUUUUCUCCCGCUUGGUGGAGAUCGAGCCAGGAAAACGCAUCAAGCUCCAGAUCUGGGAUACAGCGGGUCAAGAGAGGUUCAGAUCCAUCACUCGCGCCUACUACAGGAAUUCAGUAGGUGGUCUUCUCUUAUUUGACAUUACCAACCGCAGGUCCUUCCAGAAUGUCCAUGAGUGGUUAGAAGAGACCAAAGUACACGUUCAGCCCUACCAAAUUGUAUUUGUUCUGGUGGGUCACAAGUGUGACCUGGAUACACAGAGGCAAGUGACUCGCCACGAGGCCGAGAAACUGGCUGCUGCAUACGGCAUGAAGUACAUUGAGACGUCAGCCCGAGAUGCCAUUAAUGUGGAGAAAGCCUUCACAGACCUGACAAGAGACAUAUAUGAGCUGGUUAAAAGGGGGGAGAUUACAAUCCAGGAGGGUUGGGAAGGGGUGAAGAGUGGAUUUGUACCAAAUGUGGUUCACUCUUCAGAAGAGGUUAUCAAAUCAGAGAGGAGAUGUUUGUGCUAGUCAACCCUUCCAUUUUCAAAACAUACUCUCCACUUGAACUUAAAAGUUAUAGAAAUAAGUAGAAUCCUUAUGUGACUGAAGAGAACUCAACCUUUGGAUAACAAAUGAGCCUUCUUCCUAGGGGUAGAGCUCUGACAGGCUCAUGUGUGGGUAGAUAGGGAGCCUGGGUGCUGUGAUUGAGGAACUAAAUUGCUAACAUGGGCUAGAUCAGACAUUGUUUUGUGGCUCAGGCUCGGCAAUGAUUGCUUUGUGUGCCCUUUGUGGACCACAUAUUAAGGAUGUGGGGUUUUGGAGGUUAGGUUCCAGGAAAACAUACCUACAGAGAAAAAAACUGUUCCUUGAUAUUUCAACUUUUCAGAGGUGGUGACCAUAAAAAACAUGUAGAAGGAAAUCAAGUAUCAAAUUGGGGACAAUUAAGAUAACUGAAAAAAAGAGUAUGGUAUCAAUUUAUUCAAUGGUAAUACCAUGCCAGAUGUGUUCUGAGUUUGGUACAAACACACUAAUUCACUUCUAACAGUUCAACUGUAAAAUGAAAGGCCCAUAUGAAUCAGCUAUUUGGUAAGGCCCUUUCAAGGUCGAGCAUUCUAGUAAAAAUGCUGUGAAUAUGAAAAGGGAAGUCAUUCACACCUUGUUAUUAAUCACAUUUGAGAAAGUGUACACUCUCAUGAUAGAGUUACCAACUGUAUGAAAGAAACUGUCCCAUGUAAAAUGACCAUGUGAGGAGAAGAAAGAAACAUUGUAACUCAAAGGCCACAUUCUUUGUCCUCUAACCAUACCUGGCUUUCACUGCAUCAGCGAACCACAAUCUGGAAGUAAGCAUACUGCCUGCUUCUUUAGGUACCUGAUGGUGACAACAUAGAGAUUGUCUACAA
Molecule: messenger RNA, 1692 nt
Organism: Peromyscus eremicus (cactus mouse)
Lineage: Eukaryota; Metazoa; Chordata; Mammalia; Rodentia; Cricetidae
Gene: Rab39b
Product: RAB39B, member RAS oncogene family
Exons: 2
Coding region: 179-820 (213 amino acids)
Biological process (GO): Rab protein signal transduction
Cellular component (GO): Golgi membrane
Molecular function (GO): GTPase activity; GTP binding
Source: RefSeq, a predicted model, not a curated record